UAUAACAGCUCUUGAACAGAGAAGUUAUUAAGAGUUCGAGAGUGCACUUUGCCGGUGUCUCCGAGAGAAAGACAGCAAAUCUAGACAGCCAUGGCGUCUGCGUCCAAGAAGGAUCCGACACUAUCAGCAUUGAUGAAGAUUAGCACAGCCUCAGAUAUAAAGAAUGACCGAGUGAUCUGUGCAUCAUCAAGUGUUAACUGGGAGGAGAUCAUAGGCCCUGCCCCGAUGUCUAUUGCACUGCUGGGGCAACUGAUGCUCAUCUCUGGCGGUACAGACUUCACCUUGGUCACAGGAAAAAGGCCGGAUUCAUCAUUUGUCCGUCUUCGCUACCCUGACUCCAUGAAUGCUUGUCUGGUUCAAGUCAGCAAUGAAGGCUGGGAGGCCUUUAACACAGCACAUUCCAACAUGGAGAAAAUACAUCUGAUCACUAAUCAGAUUCCAGGCCAUGCACGAAAUGCAGUCCAGAUUUUAUUGAAAGGCUCACCAGAAGAACUUAAACUUGCAUUACCAAUCCCUCUUAAGAAGAUUCAGUUGGCUGCUAAACAAUGCACAGCCCAUGCGGAGGAGGUCCAGAAGCAGUUUGUUGACGUCAUGGCAACAAUAGGAGAACUGCUGGAGGCAUGCACAGCUGCCAAGGGCGAUUAUGAGGACAAACUGAAGCAAACUAAAGCUGCAGUUGCAGCCGCCACAAGAGCUGAGACUCAAAUCAAGGAACAGAAAACAAAGGCAGACGAAGAACUGGCACACAUGACCAAAACUCUGAAAGAACGUGAGGAAGACUACAAGAAGGCCUUGGAUGACAUGCCGGGAGCGCUUCAACUCAUGGGGAUGAAGUUCUUUGACAGGUAUUCAGGAGCAGUGCUCAUGAGUAUUCAAGCAGAGUUGAACCCGAUGAUGGAAAUACCACAAGCUAUUGGAACAGGAGUGAAAGUACUGACACCCGUGGUAGGUGGCGUGUCAGACCUGCUUAAAUCAAAGACAGAAGCUGCUCCUUCACAACAUGACAAUCCUUUGGGUGAGCGCGAACAGGAAACAAUUGAAUACAUAAAAAGUAUAAAACUCAAGAUCACCUUAAUCAUUUCUCUUCUACCAAAGUAUCUGGAAUCAUUUGAAGACAAGAACAGGCAAGAAGGUACAGUUAGAGAUGUCAAGGAAUAUCUUGUUGAUAACAAGGCAGAUCUGGACAGAUUCACAAAAACUCUCAAGAAUAAGUUUGAUGUUCCUACGAAGACAAUGAUGCUGAGUCUCCUGCAGGAUCUCACAACACUGAUGGAUUCCAUGAUUGACUUCUCCAAGCAAAUGGGUCAAAAUCCAGAAAUGAUUACUGAGUUCAGACAAAAGCUUGACAAGGUUAAACACACCAUGGAGUGUGUGGAGAUGACUGAUAUGAGAGCAGGACAUCCUCUCGCCCAAGCACCACAAGCUGCUAAAGCCCAACAAAAUUCUCUUGAAUUAGAAGAUAAAAUAAUUGACCAAGCCAGAUUUAAGGCUGAAAAAAACAUCGCAGAUGUUGAAGACUGCCGAAGCCCGUUAUGACGAAGUUAACCAAAGAGCGCAAAGGAAAAAUGAUGAGUUGAUGAAACUUGUUGAAGAAUUGUCCCAGAUGGAUGCCAA
Molecule: messenger RNA, 1614 nt
Organism: Haliotis rubra (blacklip abalone)
Lineage: Eukaryota; Metazoa; Mollusca; Gastropoda; Lepetellida; Haliotidae
Exons: 3
Coding region: 91-1536 (481 amino acids)
Source: RefSeq, a predicted model, not a curated record